This is a messenger RNA of Penicillium pulvis, 3225 nucleotides long. RefSeq lists its product as uncharacterized. The record is from RefSeq and is a predicted model, not a curated record. The transcript is spliced from 2 exons. The coding region runs from base 1 to 3225 and encodes 1074 amino acids. Lineage: Eukaryota; Fungi; Ascomycota; Eurotiomycetes; Eurotiales; Aspergillaceae.
AUGGCUACCACGACAGAAACGACGACGGUCACCGUGACGCCGUCGCAGACCGAAGACCUUGCCACUCGCCUAUUUAACGGCGCCCUUCAUGCCGGGUAUCCUCCGAUCGAACAAUUUAUGACACUUGAUGGGCUUCUCAAGGAUCAUGCUGCGCAGCCAGAUCAAGCGAAGAGACCAUUGGUUAGCUAUCCGGUGCGAAAAGCAGACGACUUUGAGGAACACACGGCAGGGGAUCUGGACAAGUAUACCGAUCUCGCGGCUCGCUAUUAUAUUGAGAAAGGGCUCCCACCUGCGGAUCCGAGUCUCGAGAAAGCGCCAGUGGUUGCUUUGCUUGCUGGCUCCAGCUUCGAGGUCAUUUUGACCUUUUUCGCAUUGAAUCGCCUGGGAUAUGCUGUUCUCUUUCUGUCGACUCGACUUACAGCCCCGGCUUAUGCUCGGCUAUUGAGCAUGGUAGAGUGCAGUCAAAUGAUCAUCGCCAAGCAAUAUAAUCAGACCGUGUUGGACAUUUGCACCGAACGCCCUGGCUGUACCAGCUUUCCUAUCUUGCAGCGAGAUGACUGGUUCAACCGUCCUGCCGUUCUUCCUCGGUUCCAGCGCCCAAAUAUGGAACCAAUGCGCGAAAGCAAGAAGAUGGCCUGGAUCUUGCAUUCAUCUGGAAGCACGGGCUUUCCGAAACCUAUUUUCCUAACCAAUUACCAGUGUCUGGCCAAUUUCCGGAAGAGCUUCGGCCUGCGUCUGUUCAAUAUCAGUCCCUUAUUUCAUUCACAUGCCCUGAUGGAGCUUGGCCGAGCUUUCUAUACGAGGGCAUCAGCAUACCUUGGAAACCACUCUCUCGCCAUCACUUAUCAGAACCUGGUCGACGCUUUGAAGGUGGCCAAGCCGCAGCAAAUCAGCGCGGUACCCUAUGUCAUCAAACUUCUGGCAGAAAGGCAGGAAGGUAUCAAAGCUCUGGCUAGUCCUCAGUUGGUACUGUACGGUGGUUCGAGUUGCCCGGAUGAUCUCGGAGAUCGGCUAGUAGCACAAGGUGUCAACCUCGUUGCCAACUAUGGUGCAACAGAGACUGGCCAGAUUAUGACUUCUUUCCGAUCCGACGGUGAUACCGAAUGGCAGUAUAUGCGCCUGCAUCGGCCUGUCGCUGAUUAUACUCUGAUGGAUGAAAUAUCGCCUGGUGUCUUUGAGUGCGUUGCUUUAGAUGGAUUGCCAAGCAAAGGACCCUCCAACUCGAAGCCCCCGUUCAGUGAAAAGAACCCAGAAAACAGUUUCCGAACUGCGGAUCUUUUCGCACGCCAUCCAGAUCCUAAGAAAAGCAAUUACUAUAAGUACAUCUCUCGACUGGAUGACCGAAUUACCCUCGUGAAUGGUGAAAAGGUCCUUCCGAUUCCAAUUGAGGGCCGUGUUCGAGAGGAGGAGUUUGUGGGAGAGUGUGUCGUGUUUGGAUACCAGCGAACCGUACCAGGAGCUUUGAUCUUCCGUGCCCCUGGAAAGGCAACCCAUUUGAGUAAUGACGAAUUCUUGGAAACCAUCUGGCCAGCGGUGGAGGCGGCAAAUGCUCGUGCGGAGACGUUCUCGCGGAUUCCGAAAGAGCUAGUCGUCAUCAAGGGGGCGGAUGUGACAUAUGCAAGAACGGACAAAGGAACAUGCAUCCGCGCUCAAGUCUAUCAGCAAUUUGAGGAGGACAUUCAGCGAGCUUAUGCAGGAUUUGAAGGCAGUGGACAGAAGAAGGGAACUCUUGCACUUAGCACCUCUGAAUUGGAAACCUGGCUCCUAUCCAGAUUCAAGGACGACUUGGAUGUAUCUCUUGAAGGUCCUGACACUGACAUAUUCUCUGCUGGUAUUGACAGCUUGCAAACCACACGGAUAUGGAGAUGUAUUGUCCGUGACCUCGACCUUGGAGAUCAGGGUGAUUCUUUGUCUCAAAACAUUGUUUUCGAGAAGGGAACCAUCGGCGCUCUUGCGAGGCACUUGUUCAAGUUGAGGACAGGUCAAGAGUUUGAAGAGGAAGAUGAGAUGCAAAUCAUGCGUGAAAUGAUCGACCGGUAUUCCUCUUUUACUCACCAUACCCCGAUCAUCCAACACCAGCCAAGUACAGAAGUUGUCGUAGUUACAGGUGGAACCGGGAAUCUAGGUGUCUUCAUCAUUGCCGAACUGCUCAAGCGACCUACUGUCUCUGAGGUAUGGGUACUUGUACGUGCACCGGGCCAAGCAGCUGCAGGUGCUCGUCUCUGGAAAGCGUUGGCCGAACGCAAAGUUUCGCUCACGGAUUCGGAAGCUGCAAAACUUCGUGCCGUGCCCAGUGACCUUUCCCAAGCGAACCUUGGUCUGGACGGCUUUGUCAUUGAACACCUGCUAUCAUCUGCAACAAGUAUCAUCCACAGUGCGUGGGCCGUCAAUUUCAAUCUCGGUGUGCGAUCCUUUGAGCAACAGCACAUCCGCGGCACGUACAACCUCAUCAACUUCUGUUUGCGCUCGAAGCUUCCAGUUCCUGCUCGAUUCUUCUUUUGCUCCAGCGUCAGUGCCGCGAGCAAUACCCCCAAGCCAGCAUCCAUUCGUGAGGCCAUGAUCGAAGAUCUUUCGCAUGCGCAGAGUAUGGGAUACGGAAGAUCAAAGCUCGUCACCGAGCAUAUAACGCAUAACGCUAUGCGCCAAACUGGCAUGCAUGCUAGGGUCUUGAGAAUUGGUCAAUUGGGUGGCGAUACUAGGAACGCUCAAUGGAAUGAUACGGAAGCUGUGGCUCUCAUGUUCCGCAGCGCACUGACAACUGGUGCACUCCCUGAAUUGAAUGAGAGACCAACUUGGCUCCCUGUUGACCAAUGCGCCCAAGCAAUCACAGAAAUUGCCCUUGAUGCCUCCAGUCUUCCUUCAGAGAGUGACUUGGUCUAUCACUUGGUCAACCCACACGCAUUCAGCUGGAAGGAUGAUUUGCUUCCGGCUUUGAAGCAAGGCUCUGGUUUACCACAGUUUGAGGUUGUGUCACCACAAGAGUGGCUCCAGAGGUUAAUAAAUAGUGAUCAGGAUCCAGAAAUAAAUCCAAGCAUUAAGCUUUUGGACUUCUGGAAGUCUAAGUAUGGUGGUGAUGAUCCCCAAGCACCGAUUGGAGGUCUUUCAUUUGAGACAAAAUGCACUACACGAGACUGUCCAUCUCUGGCUCUUGUGAAAGAUCCAGUGACUGAUGGUCUAAUAAAGAGGUAUAUCGCCUCUUGGAUGAAGAAGUGGACAAGUCAAUAG